CAAAACGGAAAAAGAGGAACUUCCGCUCUCAGCAUUUUCAAACACGCGCUUUCGUAUGACGCUGAACAAUCCCACAACAUUACCGCUGAUGAAAAAGAUGAGAGGUCGCUUGAGUUUGGUGCUGCUGGGGCUCCUCGCCGCCAUCAACACUAUCCAUGCAGCGCUAAUUAAUGUUAUUAUGUCGAAUGAUUCAUUUGGGUCCAUCGAUCUCAAAUUGCUACAUGAGCAAGUCCAGACUCUGACGACGCAGGCGAGACUUUCAGACGCUCUUCUCAAACCGCUGCUUGAAACAGUGGACAAAGUGGCGGACGAGUUGAAGGCCUUGAAUCAAGAGCCGACGGCGGCGAGCAACACCAACGACACCAUCAACCUUGAUUGCGAAGUUUGGAAAAAUGAAGAUUUGAUCGACCACAUACAGCAGAGGAUUUCCACUUUGGAAAACGAGAAAAUCAAUUUAUUAUUGAAUUUGCUCCAACUGACAUACGAAGAAAACGAGUCGCUGUAUGGAAAAUAUCGAAAUGCAAGUCGGCAGCAGCUCUUGAAACGUCAAGGAAAAUUUUGGGAAUUCCAAAUUUCAGUCAACUGCACACUUGCUGAUCGUCAUGCUCCAAAAUUGAUGCAAUUGUCCAACGGAAAAAAAUAUUUCUUUUCCUAUCCAGCAGUUUAUGGAAAUUGGAGUGAGGCCGACGAAAAGUGCAAGGGGAUGGGCCUUCACCUGGCCACAAUCAGGGAUGAAGUCGACCUGAACUCGAUUAGAUUAGAAGCGAUGAAAAAGAAAAAAAAUUUCGGUUGGUGGUGGUUGUCAGCAAAGAAUUAUGGAAAUUCCAUUAGAACACACUUUCUCUGGCUCGACGGCUCAGAGUUGGAGGAAAGCAGCGCCUUGUGGAGUGCGAAUGCCGACAAAAAGGAGUGCGUCUCUUUCAUCGCCGACCCUAACAAAAAGCUGCAGGGUUCGCCUUGCACUUUAAAAGCGUUUUUUAUUUGCGAGUAUCCGGCCGAAUGUUCCUGCUCCAAGAAAAGUGACUAA
Neocloeon triangulifer is the source of this 1027-nucleotide messenger RNA. RefSeq lists its product as uncharacterized. Bases 56 to 1027 code for a protein of 323 amino acids. Gene Ontology annotation, cellular component: external side of plasma membrane. Lineage: Eukaryota; Metazoa; Arthropoda; Insecta; Ephemeroptera; Baetidae. The record is from RefSeq and is a predicted model, not a curated record. Gene Ontology annotation, molecular function: carbohydrate binding. The transcript has 10 exons. Gene Ontology annotation, biological process: biological process involved in interspecies interaction between organisms.